AUGGGUAUUAAACACCUUUACCAAGUGAUCUCCGAAAAUGCCCCCGAUGCGAUCAAGACUGGGGAGAUCAAGAACCAUUUCGGCCGCAAGGUCGCAAUUGAUGCAUCCAUGAGCAUCUACAGUUUCCUCAUCGCCGUGCGGUCCGACGGCCAGCAGCUCGCGACCGAAACCGGUGAAACGACCUCACAUUUGAUGGGUAUGUUCUACCGAACACUGCGCAUGGUCGAUAACGGCAUCAAGCCUCUCUACGUAUUCGACGGUGCUCCGCCUAAAUUAAAGUCCGGAGAGCUAGCAAAGCGUCGCGCACGAAACGCUGAAGCCACAGAGGCUCAUGAAGAGGCCAAAGAAACUGGAACGGCCGAGGAUGUUGAGAAGUUUUCGCGACGAACCGUGCGGGUCACUCGUGAGCACAACGCCGAGUGCAAAAAGCUGCUGACCUUGAUGGGUAUUCCAUAUAUCGAUGCUCCUACUGAGGCCGAAGCACAAUGUGCCGUUUUGGCGCGUGCGGGUAAAGUCUACGCUGCUGCGUCUGAGGAUAUGGAUACCCUAUGCUUCGAGUCGCCGAUUCUGCUGCGCCAUUUGACAUUCAGCGAGCAGCGCAAGGAGCCGAUCCAGGAAAUCCACCUGGACAAGGCAUUGGAGGGUCUGGACAUGGACCGCAACCAGUUCAUCGACCUCUGCAUCCUCCUCGGCUGUGACUACCUCGAACCGAUUCCCAAAGUGGGCCCUUCGACCGCUCUCAACUUGAUCCGCGAACACAAGAGCCUGGAGAAAGUAGUGGAGUACAUGCAGAAUGACCCGAAGAAGAAAUUCGCCAUCCCGGAUGACUGGCCAUACCAGGAUGCGCGUGACCUCUUCACUGCUCCUGACGUUCUUGCUGCAGACCACCCUGACUGUGACUUCAAGUGGGAUGCUCCCAACGUAGAUGGCUUGAUUGAAUAUCUUGUUAGUGACAAGGGAUUCAAUGAGGAUCGCGUCCGCAACGGGGCCGCGCGCCUCCAGAAGAACUUGAAGAGCGCACAACAGUCGCGACUGGAGGGUUUCUUCAAGCCCGUUGCACGCACCGAUGAUGAGAAGGCCAGUCUAAAGCGAAAGCACGACCAGAAGAUCCAGGAUCAGAAGAAAAAGAAGAAGGAAGAUGCUAAGUCGAAGAAGGAAGCCAAGGCCAAGCCGCGUGCUGCGGGUUGA
Molecule: messenger RNA, 1188 nt
Organism: Penicillium chermesinum
Lineage: Eukaryota; Fungi; Ascomycota; Eurotiomycetes; Eurotiales; Aspergillaceae
Gene: fen1
Product: multifunctional nuclease RAD27
Exons: 5
Coding region: 1-1188 (395 amino acids)
Cellular component (GO): cytoplasm; nucleus
Molecular function (GO): DNA binding; 5'-3' exonuclease activity; 5'-flap endonuclease activity
Source: RefSeq, a predicted model, not a curated record